AGGUCGCGAUGCUUGAAGUUUCCAUAGUUUGGUUGGUGAUGAGAGGGAAAGCUGAAGGGCAGUUGCAGAUCAUGAAGAGGCCCGAGCGUAGCGUGCCUUCUUCCUCCCUCGUCGUUCACAGCCAACUUUCUGACUCCUUCAAACCUUCCUUCUCUCACGUCAGGAACGCGAGAUAAGUCUCUGAAAAUGCGAUCACAUUUCAAUUGGUAAUUGUUACACGUGUUUUCCGUCUUUGUUUGUCUUCAAUUGAUGUUUCGCGAGCGAGUUACUUCUUACGAGUUUGCCUUCUUUGAUGCUCGAUUCACGCGUUGAACACGGCACUUUCGGAUCUAUUUCUGCCACAUUCUCCAUGUGAUUCCAAGAUGGCGGUCAAAAUUGGAGCAAUGAGAUCAGUUGAAGAGAAUGGAUAUCUAUCUGACGAAUCGGAUUUCUAUGGUGACGAGGUGGCCAAGCAUGAACUCGAGGAGAAAGCAAGCACAUUCGAUGUUGCAGAGUGGUGGAAGUGCAAGAUCCCGACUCUCAUGGAGAUUGCCGAAAAGAAUAUGAAGACAGAUAUUGUCAAGGAGUCUGUCAAGCUUUACAAUCCAUAUGAAGGUCGAGGCGAGGCUCGACAACUCUCCGAAACUGUAGACGAUUUUCUUGCAAGACUUCCACCAGCCACUACUCCAUUCUCUAGUACUAUACCCUGGAUAUUUAUCGCCAAUCCUUACCGCAAAGCACCUCAACGCAAAGACCAUGAUGACUAUAGUCGUACGGGAGAAGGACCACCUGAUGAGAGAAGUGAAUGGGGUGCAUUCACCGUCACUGGCAAUAGGCUUCUUCAGGAAUUGACUCAAAUACGACACACACUUGAGAAAAAGAAGCCCGGUAAGACUAAAGCAGCUAUCACGAGAGAAGUCAAUGCGGACAAAGACCGAAUUGUUAAGGAGAUACUGGACACAGCUAAAAAUCUGCACUGUACUACUGGCAAAUGGAUGCUUUUCUGCGAUGAGGCAGAAGUCAAUGCUGUCUGGUCUGUCGUGGCUCGAGCAACUGCAGAUAAUGACCUGGGUAUUGCAGCAAAAGUCGCGCCUGACGAUGGUCAAAAUAGAAAACCUCGGUUGAUGUGCAUUUACACAAAAGAUUUCACGGAUAUGAAGGAUGUUUCGAGAGUGCUCCACAAGAUGAAGGAUCUAGGACUUGUCAACAAUCGGGAGAAGCCCAUCUAUUACAAGUGUGAUGCGUACACUUAUCUCGAAUUGACCUCGGCCAACCCAUACAAUAUCAAAGCAUCACUUUACAGCUCGAAAGAUAUAUUGCAAGCGAAAACCGAAAAGCAACUAGACAGUUUUUUCUACAAGAAGAAAAAGAAAGAUGAAGGAGACUGGCGUCCAUUGGAGUGGGAAUAAUUGUUUCAAGAUACCCAUUUGCUCACGAUAUUCGUUUGCUGUCCAGAACUUCAGCGCAUUUCUAGCUCUAAUGAACUAG
Mollisia scopiformis is the source of this 1467-nucleotide messenger RNA. Its product is annotated as DUF1917-domain-containing protein. NCBI's taxonomy places the organism in Eukaryota, Fungi, Ascomycota, Leotiomycetes, Helotiales, Mollisiaceae. The record is from RefSeq and is a predicted model, not a curated record. The transcript is spliced from 5 exons. The coding region runs from base 363 to 1388 and encodes 341 amino acids.